CUUUGACCCCCGAGGGGACCGGUCGUGUGCUCACUUAGAGCUAACUUAAUCGUAACUUAACUCGAACUUGUGUGAAGUGAUUUGAAAAGUUCCAGAGUCUAGAUUUUAUCCACAAAAUUUUUGGGGUGGGGAUUUUUGUGGCCCCUUUUACACUUUAUUAGCAAUUAGUUUGAGGUUUGUGCGACUGCGUUUCACUGAAAACAGUGGUCCGUGUACAGCAACCUUUAAGUAUUAUUAUAAUUAGGAUGUGAUUUAAUAGAACAUGUAAAAGUAUAAAAGUGGGAAGUGACAGUGUAUAAUGUGAGACGGCCAUUUUGUGACGUCAGAAACAAGAUGGCGUCCAGUUCGGUUUUUCGUUUCCUCGUGCUGUUAUCUCUAGUUUGGCUGGCGAUCGGCAAUGCUACAAGGAAGAGACGGGAGCCCUGGACGAAUGGCAGUUGGUUCAACAUGGGACUACUGGAGUUCGAAGAGUGGACAAACCAGGAUCUGUUUUCUGGUCGAUCUCGCAUGUGUUCCAAGUUGCACGGCUUGACCCCUGGUCAACGACGCGUCUGUCGGCGGUACCAGGACCACAUGCCCGCAGUGGGGGCUGGCGCUAAGCAAGGCAUUACUGAAUGUCAAUACCAGUUCAGAAGUCGCAGAUGGAACUGCACGGUGACAGGCGAUGAAACCGUAUUCGGACCUUUGACAUUGAUUGCAUCAAGAGAAACAGCAUUCACAAAUGCUAUAACCUCUGCCGGUGUCUCACUGGCGAUAUCCCGCGCGUGCCGCGACGGUCGACUGGCGAGCUGUGGUUGCAGUAGAGCGGCCAGGCCUAAGAAUCUGCAUGAUGAUUGGGUGUGGGGAGGCUGCGGGGACAAUCUACAGUAUGGUUACAAGUUUACCGAAGGUUUUGUGGACAUUCGUGAGAGAGAGAGAAAGGUGAAGAGAGGCAGCCGGGAGCAAGGGAGACAGUUGAUGAAUAGACAUAACAACGAAGCUGGAAGACGGGCAGUCAUAAAGAAGUCAAGAGUAACGUGUAAAUGCCACGGCGUGUCUGGAUCUUGCAGCCUCAUUACAUGCUGGCAACAACUGCCGUCGUUCCGAGAGAUCGGUGAUUACCUCAGAGAAAAGUACGAGGGUGCUACAGAAGUGAAGGUGUCGAGACGCGGUAAACUACGACUCGGCAAUCCUCACUACAGCUUACCAACUGCAAAUGACUUGGUCUACUUAGAGGAGUCACCAAACUAUUGCAUCAAAAAUGAAACACUUGGUUCCCCCGGCACAACGGGUCGUGCGUGUAACAGAACGUCAGCCGGCAUGGACGGCUGUUCCCUGCUGUGCUGCGGCCGCGGCUACAAUACUAAGAAAAUCGUGAUGCGGGAGCGCUGCGAGUGCAAGUUCCACUGGUGCUGCCGAGUCGACUGUAACACGUGCGUGCGCACAGUAGAGUUGUACACCUGCAAAUAAUUUAUAAUCUGUAUCAGUAUUUUCAUUAUUGUCUAUGAAAGAAAACUAACUAUAAAUGUUUGUCAAAUAAUUUGAAUGCACUAAAUGUACGCAUUUUUAUUCUGUAAGCGUGGUAUACAAGUUCAAAUGUUCUUUCAGAUUUUCUAAUUGCUAAUGAAUUUGAAACAUUACAUUCCAUAUAUUUCCUAUUACAACUGUACUUUUAAAUCUCUAUUUUGAUUACGUCAAAGACUGGUUGUGUGUUAGAUUAUGUUCCCACCUAUUUAAGUUUAUUACUUAAUGUAAAUAUACUAGAUUUUAGAAUUUAGUGUUACUAGAGAGGCUAAUUUAUUUUAAAACAAAACUAAUUUAUUGCUUCAAUUGUUAGUAGAAAA
Molecule: messenger RNA, 1823 nt
Organism: Papilio polytes (common Mormon)
Lineage: Eukaryota; Metazoa; Arthropoda; Insecta; Lepidoptera; Papilionidae
Product: protein Wnt-5b-like
Exons: 8
Coding region: 334-1449 (371 amino acids)
Biological process (GO): multicellular organism development; neuron differentiation; cell fate commitment
Cellular component (GO): extracellular region
Molecular function (GO): cytokine activity; frizzled binding
Source: RefSeq, a predicted model, not a curated record